Messenger RNA from Cylicocyclus nassatus, 245 nucleotides. The record is from the annotation of a GenBank genome assembly. Lineage: Eukaryota; Metazoa; Nematoda; Chromadorea; Rhabditida; Strongylidae.
GUGAAAGAUGCAGUUCAAAUCGUUGUUCUUCCUUGUUCUCAUGGUUCUCGCAUUUGCGGCCGCGAGAAAAUUAAGAAAUAAGGAGUGCAAGCUAUUUUGCGAGACAUAUCCAACACUUUAUGAAACCGGGGAAGAAUGCAAAGAAGAAUGCAGGACAUUCGACACAUCUAUGUUUGGUGUUGAAGAUAAUUAUGAAAUAGUCGAAUUUCAAUGACGUUUCGGUUUUGAAGAUGAAUAAAUGCUGC